Daldinia caldariorum is the source of this 861-nucleotide messenger RNA. RefSeq lists its product as uncharacterized. The transcript has a single exon. NCBI's taxonomy places the organism in Eukaryota, Fungi, Ascomycota, Sordariomycetes, Xylariales, Hypoxylaceae. Bases 388 to 693 code for a protein of 101 amino acids. The record is from RefSeq and is a predicted model, not a curated record.
CAUUUUUCUUACAAAAAUCCCAUUCCAAAUACGAGUCGUCAGCGAAGCUUAAACAUCAUAUCUUAUAUAUCUUGACCAUCCUGAAUUUCCAUCCGACCUUGCGAAAUUGGAAUACUCUUUUCCCAAAUGCCCUUUCUGUCAACCCCCUUAACACUCGCAGCCACAGGCGGCAUCUUGGGAUCCGCAUGGGUAUCAGGUAAGUCGGUGCGAGAUAUAUAAGUACCUAAGGUAGAGUAAUGAGCGAUAAGAUACUAAUGCAGAGGCACUUCUGUAGGUAAUAUCACCGCAUUAUCCAUCUGCGGAGUACCAGCAAUCCUCGCAAGCGGGACCACAACAGAAGGUCUUCUAAGAGGGUGGUCUUUACAGUUCAAGAGGGGAGCAUCCUACAUGCCGACGACCGCAGUAGCAGUCGCCCUAAGCUAUGUCUAUUUAGCUUUCCGACAUCGUGAACGUGGAUUUGAAUGGAGGGGGUAUGCUGCCGGCGCGUUAUCUAACGUCUUGCUUGUCCCCUUCACUUUGAUCUUUAUCGGUGGCAUCAAUAACAGGAUGCUCGCGGCCGAAUCGGGAACGGGCAAGCAGUUGAGUCAAGAGACUGUUCGGCAUCUGAUCGCGACAUGGGGAAAGCUAAAUGCUGUCCGGGUCUUUAUGCCAUUAGCUGGUGCUGCUUUGGGUCUAUGGAAUUUCCUUCAAUGAUUAUGGAGGUCCUCAAAUAGCUGAGAGAUAAGACCAAUAUGGGAAACAGGUCAUGAUCCUGUUCGAUACUCUACCGUGGUCCAGAAUUUUACACGUCAUAACAGUGCAUAAAUUUAAUCGAUGUCGUCUUAUUCAUAACCAUCGGUCGUCCUUUCUAUAUAACUUAGC